CAGCAGCUGCAAGAACAACAACAGGGAGAGCGAAAGGAGGACGACGCUCCCAUCGUCGAGGACGUCAAGGAGGAUGACAGCGACAACGAGGACGACGACGACGACGAUGAUGACGGCGGCGGCACCGAAGGUGACCAUGGAGCAAGUGGAAAUGACACCACCACUAAGCAGAGCAGGAGUGAGAAAAAGAGCCGCAAGGCGAUGUUGAAGCUAGGGAUGAAACCUGUCACAGGAGUCAGCAGAGUUACUAUAAAGAGAAACAAAAAUAUAUUGUUUGUCAUCUCAAAACCUGAUGUCUUCAAGAGCCCCAAUUCUGAUACAUAUGUCAUCUUUGGAGAGGCAAAAAUAGAGGACCUGAGCUCCCAUCUGCAAACCCAAGCUGCUCAACAAUUCAGGAUUCCGGACCUCAGCAACAAGAUGGCUAAGGUGGACGUAUCUUCUAGUGCAACGACUGGGGGGGAAGAAGAGGAAGUUGAUGAGAGUGGACUGGAACCUCGGGACAUUGAUCUUGUCAUGACACAGGCUGGUGUGUCCAGAGCAAAGGCUGUCAAAGCUCUAAAGACAAACAAUGGAGAUAUUGUCAGUGCUAUUAUGGAGCUCACUGCCUAGUAAGAAUCAUCAAUUUAGAUAGAUCGCGAGCAUUAUUUUGGAUACUGCAGUUGGGAGUUUAUUGAGUUGUUUGGAAUAUGGAAUUUUCAAAUUUGCAUCUGCCACUUCGUAUCUUAUGGAAGUAAUAUGGUCUCGUCUCAAACUCAUGAUCUUAUUUGAGUGACCAAUGCUUUGUUUUUCUGAGA
Molecule: messenger RNA, 794 nt
Organism: Musa acuminata subsp. malaccensis (wild Malaysian banana)
Lineage: Eukaryota; Viridiplantae; Streptophyta; Magnoliopsida; Zingiberales; Musaceae
Product: nascent polypeptide-associated complex subunit alpha-like protein 1
Biological process (GO): protein targeting to membrane
Cellular component (GO): cytoplasm; nascent polypeptide-associated complex
Source: RefSeq, a predicted model, not a curated record